CGCGGCGCCAUAUUGUGAAAAACGGAAGUGUGUGUGUGUGUGUGUAUGAGUGGAACGGGCGGAGGAGGAGCGCGGAGGCGCGAGAGCGAAACCGAGACUCCUUCCUCCCCCCCCCCCUUUCUUUGUUUUUUUUUUUUUUUUUUUGGGAGAACAUUCGUAUCUCCUCCUGUGCGAAGGGGGUUUCCUUCCCACCCGCUCGCGUUUUUCCCUCUGCUUUUGCACCACUUUCGGAAACGGCUCAUAUCUCAGUCGCAGGACUCAGGAGUGUGACGUUAGUAACUGAAGGAGAAGUUCAAGUAGUUGUAGGCAAGAUGCCGCUGCCACAGCUGGCGGACCCCUGGCGGAAGAUGACCCUGGAGGAGCAGCUCAAGCAGGAUGCCCCCCACGCUGUGGACGAUUCCGUCGAUGAUGAUGACGACGACAACGAUGGAUUGUGUGACGAUGAAGGCUCCGUGAAGGAGAUCAACAUCACACAGCACGUGAAGGAGGGAUCUGAGAAAGCUGACCCACAGCAGUUUGAGCUUCGCAAGGUCUUGGGCCAGGGUUCCUUUGGAAAGGUCUUCCUGGUGAAGAAGAUUACAGGACCUGAUGCUGGCCAGCUCUAUGCCAUGAAGGUUCUAAAGAAAGCCACAUUGAAAGUAAGAGAUCGAGUUCGGACCAAGAUGGAGAGAGACAUCUUGGUAGAGGUGAACCACCCCUUCAUAGUAAAGCUGCACUAUGCGUUCCAGACAGAGGGGAAACUUUACCUCAUCUUGGACUUCCUGCGAGGAGGAGACCUCUUCACCCGUCUUUCUAAAGAGGUGAUGUUCACUGAGGAAGAUGUCAAGUUCUACUUGGCUGAGCUCGCUCUGGCCCUGGACCACUUGCACAGCCUGGGCAUCAUCUAUAGAGACCUGAAGCCUGAGAACAUCCUCCUGGAUGAAGAUGGGCAUAUCAAGUUGACAGACUUUGGCCUAAGCAAGGAAUCAAUAGAUCAUGAGAACAAGGCCUACUCCUUCUGUGGGACAGUGGAGUACAUGGCCCCAGAGGUGGUGAACCGCAGAGGACACACCCACAGUGCAGACUGGUGGUCUUACGGUGUGCUGAUGUAUGAGAUGCUGACUGGGACACUGCCUUUCCAGGGAAAGGACCGCAAGGAAACCAUGACCAUGAUCCUCAAAGCCAAGCUGGGAAUGCCUCAGUUCUUGAGCCUUGAAGCGCAGAGCCUUCUGCGAAACCUGUUCAAGCGAAACCCAGCCAACAGACUAGGGGCCGGCCCAGAUGGAGUUGAGGAGAUCAAGAGGCACCAGUUCUUCUCGAGUAUAGACUGGAAUAAAUUAUUCAGGAGAGAAAUUCACCCUCCAUUCAAACCUGCAACUGCCAGGCCAGAUGACACCUUCUACUUUGACCCAGAGUUCACAGCAAAAACCCCCAAAGACUCACCGGGUGUGCCCCCAAGCGCUAAUGCCCACCAGCUCUUCAGAGGCUUCAGCUUUGUAGCAAACAGCUCUGAAGAGGAGGGUGAACCACUGUCCAGUGUGGGCGUGUACUCCGUUGUCCAGCGGCUUCACAGGAGCACUGUGCAGUUCAGUGAUGUUUAUGAUGUGAAAGAGGACAUUGGCGUUGGCUCCUACUCCAUCUGCAAACGCUGCAUCAACAAGAGCUCCAACAUGGAGUAUGCUGUCAAGAUCAUCAACAAGGCCAAAAGGGACCCAACAGAUGAGGUGGAAAUCCUGUUGCGAUAUGGGCAGCACCCUAACAUCAUUACACUCAAGGAUGUGUAUGAUGAUGGACGCUCUGUGUACUUGGUGACGGAACUGAUGAAAGGAGGGGAGUUGCUCGACAAGAUUCUCCGACAGAAGUUCUUCUCUGAGAGGGAGGCCAGUGCUGUCCUUCACACUAUCACAAAGACUGUAGAAUACCUACACGCACAAGGGGUGGUCCACAGGGACCUGAAACCCAGUAACAUCCUGUAUGUUGAUGAGUCUGGGAACCCCGAGUCCAUCCGUAUUUGUGACUUUGGCUUUGCCAAGCAGCUGCGUGCAGAAAACGGGCUGCUCAUGACUCCCUGCUACACGGCUAACUUUGUCGCACCAGAGGUUUUGAAGAAGCAGGGCUAUGAUGCAGCCUGUGACAUCUGGAGCCUGGGAGUGCUGCUGUACACCAUGUUAACAGGAUUCACACCUUUUGCCAACGGGCCAGAUGACACCCCAGAAGAAAUUCUAGCUCGGGUCGGAAGUGGGAAAUUCUCCUUGACUGGCGGGUACUGGAACUCCGUCUCACCUGAAGCGAAGGAUCUGGUGUGGAAGAUGCUGCAUGUUGAUCCCCACCAGAGGCUCUCAGCCGCACAGGUCCUCCAGCACCCUUGGAUUGUCCUCAAGGACCAGCUACCGAAGCACCAGCUCAAUAGACAAGAUGCCCCACAUCUGGUGAAGGGGGCGAUGGCUGCCACCUAUUCAGCUCUAAACAGGAAUGUGACACCAGUGCUGGAACCUGUGGGCUGUUCCAUUCUCGCACAGCGUAGGGGCAUGAAGAAAUUGACCUCUACUGCGUUGUGACCACGGACCUCAACUACAUAAUUCAGCCAAGAUGGAUGUGCCACUGGUGAUGAGCCAUUCUCUCUAGGCCUUGUCCAUAGCCAGAUUUUGGCUUCUGGCUAUGGUAACUGGGACCUGAACUCCAGACAGCAUGGAGGCUUGGCAUUGUAGGUUAUUUACAUAACCUGUGACCAAGGAGAUGAGAAGUCUUUGCUUUUACAGUUAUUUCUGCCUCCAAAACAAUUGUUUCCCAAGAAAGUACUGUAUAUAUUUUUCUUCUUUUGAAUAAUUAGAUAUUUACAUGUAACUAUGGGAGCACAGAAACUAUGUAAAUGGUUUCUGUAGGUCAAUAUUUGAGCUUUUUACUCAUUUAAGUUUAUUUUAGACAAGAAUAACUGUGGAAAUGGUGCCACUAGUAUGGCCUCUGAGAAACUAUAUGGUGGUACCGGGUUGACGUCGGACGACGAUCCCCAUCCCUUCUCUCAGCAAUUGACGGUGGUUAGUGUGCCCUCUGACCAUCAGCGUCCAUACGUUCUGCAUCCAUUCUCUCUAAGGGUAUUGUAUGACUGCAUGUCGUUCCGAAAAGUUCCAAUUUCAGAACCAGGCACAGACAGUGUGUUGAUACUCUGAAAGAGGACAGGAUUACUAUACUCAUACACCUGGUUCCGUGACAUUUAAGAAUGUGUGUGAGAUCCUUGUGUCUAUAUUUCUCUGAGUGGGCCCUCUUCUAUGUAGCCCUAUAGUGAUUGGAAAGGCCACUCCUCUUUCCCUUUUCCAUUAACCUUUAAAUUGAUGCCUUUGUCUAAGGCUUGUAUGAUUUACCGAUUUAUACAGCACAGUAUUACUGGAGCAAUUCACGGCUACUCCAGUUAGAGCAGGAUUUAAACCAGGCAUCUUCAGAUUCCAAGGCAGCUGCCCUACUCGCUGUUCGCGGCACCAGUCAUUUUCAUUGCAGUCGCUGAGUUUCCCCAGUUUAUUCAAACUGCGUCUCAGAACAAAAUCACUUGGGCUGCAAAAUGAAGCACAACGGCUACAAAUAAAGGUAGAAAUUAUUUCAUAGCACCAAGCUGCUCGCUGCUCAACACCUUCUGGUCUUUAUAUUUUCAGACGGGCACCAUCCCUUCCUGUGUACCAGCUAAGUGUCCAGUCCCGCAUUAUUGCAUUAUGUCUGGAACUUCCUGCUGUUGAGGUGUUGAAAUGUCUAACUGAAUCUUCUAGAAGAUUACCCUUGCAUUCUUAAAGCACAGGAAGCGGUGGCCUUUCUGCCUUUACCAGGGCCACUGUGCAGUUCGCUGAAUGUCUGUCUUUCCUGCUCUUCCUCCUGUCUCCUCAUGGAUCAAUUAAAUAUGCUGCAGUACUGUAAAUGUUGUUUGAAAACUCAGGUUUAUGUAGACAAAUAUAGUGCUUUGAGCGCAUUAAUAUAAAGUAAAUCAUGAACAUGUGUGGCUUAUUUUGAUGUAGAAUAUCUAAGGCUGGAAAACUGUUAGUGUGGUUACUUGUACUCGAAUUAUCUGUAGAGCAGCAUGAUUCCAGGAUGAAUCUUGGUCACACUCCAUGCUCACACAUGUAGAGGCAGCUGUCCAAAAAGACAGCGCACAAGUAAUUUGGACAGUCUUGAAUCCGUUACUGAAAUCCAUCUGUUUACAGGUGUGUGUGUGUGUGUGUUUGUGUGUUGUGCGCACAGUAAACAAAUGACUGAUAAAAUGACAUGUUCAUAGGUAUGACUUUCUGCAGUCAAUACUCAAGAUUCUUGUACAAGAAGUAGAGUUUUUUUUUUUUGUUUGUUUUUUCAGUACAAAAGAGAAAGUAUAUAUGCAAACACUAAU
Molecule: messenger RNA, 4342 nt
Organism: Scleropages formosus (Asian bonytongue)
Lineage: Eukaryota; Metazoa; Chordata; Actinopteri; Osteoglossiformes; Osteoglossidae
Product: ribosomal protein S6 kinase alpha-3
Exons: 22
Coding region: 312-2537 (741 amino acids)
Biological process (GO): protein phosphorylation; intracellular signal transduction
Molecular function (GO): protein serine/threonine kinase activity; magnesium ion binding; ATP binding
Source: RefSeq, a predicted model, not a curated record